Cricetulus griseus (Chinese hamster) is the source of this 5440-nucleotide messenger RNA. The record is from RefSeq and is a predicted model, not a curated record. NCBI's taxonomy places the organism in Eukaryota, Metazoa, Chordata, Mammalia, Rodentia, Cricetidae.
GAGGAGAUGACCGCCGAGUUCUGCUAUGGCAUAUGGAACAAGCUAUCCAUUCCAGGGUCAAGCCCAUACAGCUGAAGGGAGAGCACCAUUCCAACAUUUUCUGCCUGGCUUUCAAUAGUGGGAACACCAGAGUCUUCUCUGGAGGAAAUGAUGAGCAAGUUAUCCUCCAUGAUGUUGAAAGCAGUGAGACCCUGGAUGUGUUUGCUCAUGAAGAUGCAGUAUAUGGUUUGUCGGUGAGCCCGGUGAAUGACAACAUUUUUGCCAGCUCUUCAGAUGAUGGCCGGGUUCUCAUUUGGGACAUCCGGGAGUCUCCCCAUGGAGAGCCCUUCUGCCUGGCAAAUUAUCCAUCAGCCUUCCACAGUGUCAUGUUUAACCCCGUGGAGCCCAGGUUAUUGGCCACAGCCAAUUCAAAGGAAGGAGUGGGACUAUGGGACAUUAGAAAACCUCAGAGUUCUCUCUUGCGCUAUGGUGGCAACUUAUCUCUCCAAAGUGCCAUGAGUGUGCGAUUCAACAGCAAUGGGACCCAACUCCUGGCCCUGCGGCGGCGCCUGCCUCCUGUCCUCUAUGACAUCCACUCCCGCCUACCAGUGUUCCAGUUUGACAAUCAGGGUUACUUCAACUCGUGCACUAUGAAGAGCUGCUGCUUUGCAGGGGAUCGUGACCAGUAUAUCCUUUCAGGCUCUGAUGACUUCAACCUGUAUAUGUGGAAGAUUCCUGCAGAUCCAGAAGCAGGUGGCAUUGGCAGGGUGGUCAAUGGAGCCUUCAUGGUGCUGAAAGGGCAUCGGUCCAUUGUUAACCAGGUCCGGUUUAACCCUCACACGUACAUGAUCUGCUCUUCUGGUGUAGAAAAGAUUAUCAAGAUCUGGAGCCCAUACAAGCAGCCAGGAUGUACAGGAGACCUCGACGGUCGGAUUGAAGAUGAUUCCCGCUGCCUCUACACCCAUGAAGAGUAUAUCAGCCUUGUAUUGAACAGUGGGAGUGGCCUGUCCCACGACUACGCUAACCAGUCUGUCCAGGAAGACCCCCGGAUGAUGGCUUUCUUUGACUCUUUGGUGCGCCGUGAGAUCGAGGGCUGGAGCUCUGACUCAGACAGUGACCUCAGCGAGAGUACCAUCCUUCAGCUGCAUGCGGGGGUCAGUGAGCGCUCUGGCUACACCGACUCAGAAUCCUCAGCCUCACUGCCCCGCUCCCCACCUCCCACAGUGGACGAGUCUGCUGACAACGCCUUCCAUCUGGGGCCAUUACGUGUCACCACCACAAAUGCAGUGGUGUCAACCCCAGCAACGCCGACCUGUGAGGAUGCAGCCUCUCGCCAGCAGCGCCUGUCUGCUCUGCGGCGCUACCAGGACAAGCGCCUCCUGGCCCUGUCCAAUGAGUCCGAUUCUGAAGAGAACGCCUGUGAGGCUGAACUGGACACAGAUCUCUUCCCUCGGCCAAGGUCGCCCAGCCCCGAGGAUGGAUCCAGCAGUUCCAGCAGCUCUAGUAGCUCGGAGGAAGAAGAGGAACUGAACCAACGCCGAGCCAACACCCGGCAGCGAAAUGCCAUGCGGAGGCGACAGAAGACCCCCCGGGAAGAGCGGCCCAACGCUCCAGUCAAGCCCACCAACACCUACAUUGGGGAGGACAAUUACGACUACCCCCAGAUCAAGGUGGAUGACCUCUCCUCCUCCCCUAACUCCUCCCCUGAGCGGAGUGCUUCCAAUCUGGAUAUCCAACCAAGCCGGGCACCACCAACUGCCAACAUGGAAUCAGUAGAGCGAAAGAUUUAUAAAGCUUACAAAUGGCUCCGCUACUCCUAUAUCUCUUACUCGAAUAACAAAGAUGGAGAGACCUCUUUAGUGUCAGAGGAGACAGAUGAAGGGAGAGCAGGAACCAGCUCCAAAGACAACCCAAUCCCUUCUUCCAGUAAAGAAGCCUGCUGCCCAACCCAGAGAGAUCAGGAGCUGCCCCCUGAAGGCUGCAGCAAAGACGCUUGCAAAGAAGGGACUUCCACCAGAAAUCCCAGCAGUGGCGCAUGCCAUGAGCACAGUAGCCAUCCCUGGGCAGAGGUGCCAGAGGGCACCUCUCAGGACACUAACAAUAGCGGCCCUCUAGAACACCCUUUUGAAACCAAGAAGCUCAAUGGAAAGGCCCUGAGCAAGGCCCUGAGCAGCCGGGCUGAGGAGCCACCCUCUCCUGUCCCCAAGGCAUCUGGUUCCACUCUCAACAGUGCGUCUGGCAACUGUCCCAGGACCCAGUCUGAUGACAGUGAGGAGAGGAGCCUUGAAACCCUCUGUACCAACCACAACAAUGGACACUUGCACCCCCGACCCCCUCACCCCCACAAUAACGGGCAGAACUCUGGGGAGCUGGAGACAGUGGUCUACUCGUCCCCAGGACACCCAAACACUGACCAUGAUAACUCAUCCCUGACAGGGACAUUUCUACACAAAGAUUGUUGUGGGUCUGAAAUGGCCUGUGAGACCCCCAAUGCUGGAAUGAGAGAAGACCCCACUGACCCCUCAGCCAUGGACAGCAGCAAGGUUGUUCAUGGCCACAGUGGCCUCAAAAGGCACCGAAUUGAAUUGGAAGACACAGAUUCAGAGAAUUCCUCCUCAGAGAAGAAAUUAAAAACAUGAUAAAUACAAAGGGAAAACAAAAAGCUACAAAAAGUAGCCUUACAAAAUAAUUUUUUCUUGUUUAGUGAACACAGAGGAAAGGAAAAAGUAUUAAAGGCACAUAAAACCAGAGCCUGAACCGUGUCUGCUGCUGCUCCCUUCUGUUCACCACUCUGCAGUGGGUCGGAAUGUCCAGCUGGCACUGCCUCGUGCUCCGCUGAGAAGGGGGGAGACUCCCAAUGGCUGUUUGCUAGUGAGAUGCAAGCAUAGCAUUCCUGUGCAGGCUCUGUGACAAUGACCCUGUCUUGGGACAUUUGGCUUGUUCUUGUGUGUACGUACCCGCUGGCACAUGUGGGCUUGUUGUUUUAUGAGGCCUUUCUUUUAACUGUCCAUCGGCGAAGCCAUCUCACCUGUUCAUUGUUCACGCGACAUAGGUGUUCUGGUCUUAACGAAGAUUGUCCCCUAGAUGAGAUUGUGCUGCAGUGAAUUGUAGAUUUACGCUAGCCAAACGGAGAGGCCUGCCUUCAGCUCAUUGGCUGUGCUGAAGAGGAAAAUAUGGCUCCUUUUUCAGUGCUCUGUGUUUUCUCCAGCUAACACAUCGUCAAGCACUUACUGUGACUCUGUGAAACAUCGUUCCUGCUAAGAAGAGGUUGACACUUAGCUCAGAUCCUGAUAGUGUCACUGUUCGCAGAAGGGGCAGAGCCACCCUCUGAGCUGUGAGGUCCAUACAGUAACUAGUGAACAACACACUUUAACCACUUACAUGCUGGCUCCUAAGAGGCACUCAAGGCCAGCAGGUGCUUCCUUGGCUCCAAGUAACGGAGUCCAGGCAUACUGAAAGAAGAAAGGACCCCUCGGGAGAGCUUUUUACCCAAACUAAUAAAAUGGCUGGUAGAAGGAUGCUAAUGAGUUUUAGUAAAGAGCAGAAUGCGGUACUGUAUCCGGUGCCAGUCCCAUCAGGCAGAAUGUGGUACUGUAUCCGGUGCCAGUCCAUCAGGCAGAAUGUGGUACUGUAUCCGGUGCCAGUUCCAUCAGGCAGAAUGCGGUACUGUAUCCGAUGCCAGUCCCAUCAGGCAGAAUGUGGUACUGUAUCCGGUGUCAAUCCAUCAGGCAGAACUGGCAGGCCUGGCACCUUCCCUCAGGCUUGGAGUUGUCAGAAGCUGUGGGGUCCAUGUCAACUUUGCAGAUUAGUGGGCAUCUGUUAGGAGGCAGGGAGUGACGAGAGACAAUUCUCUGGUUUGUCUCCUGGCUCCGAGAAGACAUUCUGUUCUGUUGAAGUAGGUAACAAUGGAGAGAAGAAAAUAUCAAAUUUCCAGUGUAUAGUGGUGAUGGUAGUUCCUGAGUUGUCAUUGAAGGGUUGUGCAAGACAGGAAGACUUGAGGAUACCCAGAUGUCCUGUUGGUGUAGAUGUUAAAGCAGGAGGAACAGUGGAACGUUGGAUGCAGAGGUGCUAGACAGCUGAAGCCUGGCUGGAACUGGCCUAGGGAGGACUUAGCUGAAGGCAACUGUGGCCUCACUGAUGAAGCGUUCCUUUCAGAGGAGGACCUGUCCUGCUGGGAUGGAGCCAAGAGAAGACCACCUGUGGAAGCUGAAGAAUGGAUGAUGUUCAGUGCUGGGAGCCAGGGUUCUUAUAAAAGGAAGGUGGUUGAUAAGAGCCAGGAGGAUAUCUCAUCUUGCUGAGCUUUUUGGAAGGGAGAUGAGCUUAGUAUCUGAUGUGGCUGAGGUAUGAAAGCACAGUUUGGGAAGGAGAGGAAGGCGCCUAAGUAGAGUGGGGAUGCAUACAGUCAGCGGCUGGACUCUUCCUGGGGAGUGGGACAGCAGUUCUGUAACCACCUUAGAAUUACUUUAGAUUUGUAAUUAAAAUGGUUCUAUGAUUUAUCUUUUGACUAUUCACAGAUAAUUGUAAAUUCUGGUUUUAUAAGCCCAAGUCAUUUUACAUUUGCUUUUCCAAAAUGAUUAAAUUGGAAUUUUUAAUCCUUUAUAUACAAAAAAGUUAUAACCACUCAGUGUGUGUGUCUCUUCCCCUUAGUCAGCAUGGUUCUUCUAUUCCAUUUUAUCUUAAUCUAAUCAGAUAGAUUCACACUCCGCAUAUCUUCCUUGAGGCAAAAGAAAGCAAAAUUAGCUAAUGAUAAUUAGUUUCCAACUGCCAAGUGUCAGUCUCAUUUGGGUACUCAAAAACAUUCAAAAGUCAAAGUACACUUAGUCCAUAACCAUAGACGCCGAGAGAGGUCAUCCUUUGAGGGAUGUGUUCCAUCCUGGGGAGAGACUUCCAAGAGAUGGUCCCUGAAAUAACCACCAGAGCAAGAGGAAGAGGGAUGCUGCUUUUAGCCACUCUGCACUCCUUUCCAGAGGUCUUGUUUUGUGUAGUCCUGGUACUGGAAGCCUGAUGUGAACCACUUCAAAGUUCCCUUUGCCUGGACCAUUGUAGAAUCCAGGCCUCCCAUGUUGAGGACAUAUUUAAUCCCCAAAUCCUUCCAUGAUGGUUGUUUUUCCUAGCAGGAGAGGGCACUGAUCAGGCUAAGAACUCCUGGAAGUGCCUCUUAAGGAUUUUUUCUGCAUCCUGUACAUAAUGUUUUAAGCAGCAGGUUCAGGUACGUGAAUGUUUCUCUUCCCUUUCUUUACCACCUGGUUUUGUAAAUGAUUCUCAACCGAUAAAUGAAUUCAUUGAGUUGUUGGUUUGAGGCAAAAGAAGUUUGCAACUGUGCUGAUUUAAUAGGAGUCUCGUGUUGUCUGUCAAGGUGCCUUCCUCUGCUGAAGCCUUACCUCCUCACAGCCCUGCCUCUUCUCACCCAGCAACGCUGACUCUUCUCUGUGUAUAUGCAAAUAAACCUAUUAAUCACUUC